AGGGUUUCCACCGCAGCCAGCAACGCUUAAGGUUGUGCAGAGUCGUCGUCCUUUCCCCCGACAGCCGUCCUCUUUCCGGGACUCGGGCGGAUCACCAUACACCACAUUCCCCCGCUUAUAUACCCAUUCGCUACGCGCGCCACGGCGCUCUCUACUCAUGCCGGUCACCUUACUAUACGCGGGCACCACGGACAUUGGUCGUCGUACCUCGCAACAAGACGAUUAUAUUCUCAAGGAUACCCUUUUCCCAAAUGUUCCCGACUCUUAUCUUUUCGCCGUGUUCGACGGCCAUGGGGCGGACGGUGCAAAAGCCGCGUCGUUUGCAAAACACGCCUUCAGUACGACGCUUUCCUCUCUCCAAAGCCAGUUAUCUCAAGAUCCUGUAAAUACCAUGAAAGAGACAUUUAGGGUGGUUAACGAACAGCUGGUGGAAAAUCAAGCCAUAGAUACGUACAUGUCUGGAUCGACCGUCGCGUUGGUUGUUAUUUUUGAUGGGAAAAUGAUUAUCGCACAUAUUGGGGACAGUAAAGUUGUGCUGGGGAGCAGAGAUGAAACAGGAACGUGGAGAAUAGACAAAUUAACAAAGGACCACACAUGCGACGACGCAACCGAGAUGGCGCGAGUAAUAGCUGCUGGUGCUCGAGUAGAACGAUUGGAUGUGCAAGAUGGUCCUUUGCGGAUAUUUAAAGGAAGUCUGCCUUAUCCAGGGUUGGUAGUGACCCGAGCAUUGGGUGAUACAGUUGCAACUCGUCUCGGCAUACUGUGGGAACCGGACGUCACUGUUCGCGACAUCAUCCCUACGGACGCGUUUUUGGUGCUUGCAACCGACGGAGUGUGGGACGGGGUAUCUUUGGAGGAAGUCCUGGUGAUUGUUUCCAAAGAAACUGACCCUCUCGCCGCCAGUAGGCAAAUAACACAAAGCAGUCUGGCGGGGAUGGAUAGGCAACAGCUAGAUGAUAACACGACAAACAUUGUAGUAUAUAUUAAUUCAUGAACAGGCGCGAGUAAAUACUAGUAAUAACGACAAUGUGCGAGAUCUACUCUAUAAUGCAAUGAUCUAAAACCGGGA
Molecule: messenger RNA, 1069 nt
Organism: Spizellomyces punctatus DAOM BR117
Lineage: Eukaryota; Fungi; Chytridiomycota; Chytridiomycetes; Spizellomycetales; Spizellomycetaceae
Exons: 4
Coding region: 158-994 (278 amino acids)
Biological process (GO): protein dephosphorylation
Molecular function (GO): cation binding; protein serine/threonine phosphatase activity
Source: RefSeq, a predicted model, not a curated record